Molecule: messenger RNA, 1998 nt
Organism: Rosa rugosa (rugosa rose)
Lineage: Eukaryota; Viridiplantae; Streptophyta; Magnoliopsida; Rosales; Rosaceae
Product: tubby-like F-box protein 8
Exons: 6
Coding region: 522-1811 (429 amino acids)
Molecular function (GO): protein binding
Source: RefSeq, a predicted model, not a curated record
GCAUUAAAUAAUGUGGGAUUAAGUUAAGUUAAUAAAGCGAUUAGUUCGUGAAGUGGAUUGAAUAAAGAGUUCAAGUCCGGGUCUUCUCUCACAGUGCUAGGAAAGGAGAGAGAAAAAGAGAAGAAGAAGAAGAAGAAGAAGAAGAGGGAGAGCUGGGUCUGGUCUUAAUCUUAAGGCCGUGUUUGGAUCGCGGCUUUUCUACUCUGGUAGUCUCAAGUUUUGUGAAGUUCUGGGCUUUUUUCUUCUUCUGGGAUUGGCUUAUCUGAUUGGUAAAUAUAUUAGCAGGAUUUUCAUCAGAAGGCUGUCCAUCCUUGCUAUUGGUCACCGAUCUCUGUAGGCCUCAGUGGUGAAGCUAUGUUUCAUGGACUCUAAUCUCUUGUUUUCAGGGUUCGCUCUCUCUCUCUCUCAGAUUAUUGAUUGAUUGGAGGAUAGAAGAGCCAACCUACACCCAGUGGAUUAUAACUUAUGCCCCUGUAUUGAAGACAUAUUUAACAUCUGGGGAUAUUUGCAUGCCAGAGUAAAUGUCGUUUCGCAGUAUAGUUCGGGAUGUAAGAGAUGGGUUUGGAAGUUUAUCGAGACGAAGUUUUGAAGUGAGACUGCCUGGCCAUCACAGGGGAAAAUCACAUGGUUCAGUCCAUGAGCUGCAUGACCAACCUCUUGUAAUCCAGAAUAGCCGCUGGGCUAGCCUCCCACCUGAACUACUUCGGGAUGUAAUAAAAAGGUUGGAGGCUAGUGAGGGUACGUGGCCUGCUCGCAAGCAUGUUGUUGCUUGUGCUUCUGUAUGCAGGUCAUGGAGGGAAAUGUGCAAAGAAAUUGUCAAAAGUCCUGAAUUUUCUGGGAAGAUUACUUUCCCAGUCUCCCUGAAGCAGCCAGGAUCUCGGGAUGGAACAAUCCAGUGCUUUAUCAAAAGGGACAAGUCUAAUUUAACCUACCACCUUUACCUGUGCCUUAGCCCUGCUUUGCUUGUGGAAAAUGGAAAAUUUCUUCUGUCUGCUAAGCGAACACGAAGAACUACUUGCACAGAGUAUGUGAUCUCGAUGGAUGCAGAUAACAUAUCAAGAUCAAGUAACACUUACAUUGGGAAACUGAGAUCCAAUUUUCUCGGCACCAAGUUCAUUAUUUAUGAUACCCAGCCUCCCUAUAACAGUUCUCAGCUUUCCCCACCUGGCCGAAGUCGUCGGUUUAACUCAAAAAAGGUUUCUCCUAAGGUCCCUACUGGCAGCUACAACAUUGCUCAAGUGACAUAUGAGUUAAAUGUGCUCGGCACUAGGGGGCCACGCAGGAUGCACUGCAGCAUGCACUCAAUCCCUGUCUCAUCCCUUGAGCCUGGUGGCUCUGUCCCUGGCCAGCCCGAGCUUCUCCAGCGCUCCCUUGAGGACUCAUUCCGGAGCAUUUCCUUCUCAAAAUCAAUUGAUAAUUCAACUGAGUUUAGCAGUGCUCGAUUCUCUGAUAUUGUUGGGGGGUCAUCCCGUUAUGAAGAAGAGGGAAAAGAGAGGCCUUUGGUUCUUCGGAACAAGGCACCGAGAUGGCAUGAGCAGUUGCAGUGUUGGUGCCUUAACUUCCGGGGGCGGGUGACUGUUGCCUCAGUUAAAAACUUUCAGUUGAUAGCUGCUACGACGCAAUCUACUGCUGGUGCACCAACGCCUUCACAGCCUCCACAGCCAGCCCCAUCAGACCAUGACAAGAUCAUACUACAGUUUGGUAAAGUUGGCAAGGAUAUGUUUACUAUGGAUUACCGGUAUCCUUUGUCUGCAUUUCAGGCCUUUGCUAUCUGCCUGAGUAGCUUUGACACCAAAUUAGCAUGUGAAUAGAAGAGAUUAUGGCAAGAAGUAGAAAGUGUAGUCCAUCGGUUUCUUUUUCAUCUUUUCUAGGACCAGCAUAUAGGUUGUGUUUGUUGUAUCAAGUCACUGCAGAACAAAAUCAGUGCACACUAGUGGAGGGGCCUGUGUCUCUCCCUCUAUUUUUAUUUUUUUUAAUUUCUUAUUUUUAUUUUUUUAA